Molecule: messenger RNA, 1467 nt
Organism: Musa acuminata AAA Group (dessert banana)
Lineage: Eukaryota; Viridiplantae; Streptophyta; Magnoliopsida; Zingiberales; Musaceae
Product: KH domain-containing protein At5g56140
Exons: 7
Coding region: 156-1028 (290 amino acids)
Biological process (GO): regulation of mRNA splicing, via spliceosome
Cellular component (GO): nucleus
Molecular function (GO): mRNA binding
Source: RefSeq, a predicted model, not a curated record
UUCUUUCUCCGUCACCUCUCUCUCUCUCUCUCCGCCUCCCCGCAACACAACCAUAAAAGUAAGGCAGCUCCUUAAUUAGGGUCUCGCAAUCUCGCCGUAAUCCGCCGCCCGAUCGCUGCACACAGCGGGAAUCCGGCUCCGAUCUUGCCGGGACCAUGGCUUCCGGAAGAUACAUGGCCUAUUCCCCGUCCCCUUCCGCCCCGCACUCCCCUCACAUCUCUGGCAUGCGCUCUGCCGGCAGCGCCCUCGCCGAGCAGGAGAAGUACCUAGCGGAGUUGCUAGCAGAGCGUCAGAAGCUCAGUCCAUUUGUGCCAGUGCUGCCUCACAGCUAUCGCUUGCUUAACCAGGAAAUUUUGCGUAUAACCACACUGUUGGAGAAUGCAUCUCUUUUAGAUCAAACUGGGCUUGAACAUGGUAGCCCACUAAUUACUGGAGGAGUAUUUUCGAAUGGAGGUGCUGCUGAUAUGAAUGGCUGGGCAUCAACAUUUCAAUCUGAAAGAUUGGGAAUAUUACAGCCUUCAUCAGGGAACGGAUGGGUUGUUCCCCCAGGCAGCUCCUCGGGUCUUCUCGUGAAGAAAACAAUUAGAGUGGAUAUACCAGUGGACCACUACCCUAAUUACAACUUUGUUGGUCGGCUCCUUGGUCCUAGAGGAAACUCUCUCAAACGAAUUGAAGCAACUACUGGUUGUCGUGUCCUAAUUAGGGGGAGGGGCAGCAUUAAAGAUCCUACUCGUGAGGAGAUGAUGAGGGGAAAGCCAGGAUAUGAACAUCUGAAUGAGCCCCUUCACAUUCUUGUAGAAGCAGACUUGCCAGUUGAAAUUGUUGAUGCUCGCAUAAUGCAAGCCCGUGAGAUACUCGAAGAUAUGCUUAAGCCUGUGGAUGAGUCCGUGGAUUUCUUUAAGAAGCAGCAGCUACGAGAGCUUGCAAUGCUCAAUGGCACCCUCCGUGACGAUGGCUCUCACACAUCAGGGUCCGUUUCCCCUUUCCAUAACAGCCUUGGCAUGAAGAGAGCCAAGACCAGGGGGUGAACUGAGAUUGUCAUUCAGCUGUGCCUGCAAUUGACGACCAUCUUUCUCCAGACAUUACGGCCAAUUCUCCUUGAAAGAUUGAUCAAACGUUAUGUCCCAGUUGGUGUCAGCUUAAUGCGACUAACACGUGCCUCUGACUAUGGUUGUCUGAAUGUGUCUUUCUGCAGCAGGGGGAAACGGUUCUGGUAUUUGCUUAUAUAUGUGCCCUACUCAGGAAUAUAAAUGUACUUUAAGCUUGAUUUCAGUUUUGUGUGAUUAGAUUACAGUCAGUUUUGAUAACAGUGUGGGGGUGUGUAGAAAAAUCAGUCAGGUCUGUGUAUAAAUAGUGAGUUGAUAUUCCCCAUUAGAAGAUCUUUGUAGGAGUGUGGUGGGCUAUAUGAAUUCUUAAAAGUGUUAUGCUCCUGUAUUUUGCUUGUCAAUGCUAGUGCAUUUGUAUUAA